ACUAUAAUCAGGAGGACAGGGUAGUGCUUUGAACCCAACUCAAUACAAGCAUAAGCUGACAGAAGACAUGGGAAUAGCCGCCCAACUCCAUGCCCCCAAAACAAAAUCCUUCAUUGGAACUAUCAUCUUCUUGUACAAUGCAGAGGCCAGCAAGUCCUUUCACUUUAUUAUAUAUACAUGCACCAUUAAACAAAUUUCAAGUUUCUCAAUCAAAUUGACUUUCCUUAUUUACAACAUUCUUCUUCUUUUCUUUAUUCUCUUGUUUUCAUGGCCACCUUCCUUGCAACCCCCACAUGUCCUAUUGCCACCCUCCCCACAACCCCCAAAGUCAGUCUUCCUACUUGCCAGCAGAAGAGCUUUUCCACCAAUAUUCUAAUGCAGGGAGGUCCUUUCUUUUUUGGGCUAAAACAUAUCCCAAAAAUCCAAUUGCCAAAGGCAGCUAACAUCUCUUCUACCAGGUCUAGGUGCUUCAGGACUACCAUCUCUUGCUCUGCUGAACCUGAAACCCUGAAAGUAGUCCAGAGCACAAUUGCUAACCAAUUGUCUAUUGAAGUAAGCACAGUUACUCCUGAAACCAAGUUUGCCGACUUGGGUGCUGACUCCCUUGACACGGUGGAAAUUAUGAUGGCAUUGGAAGAACAAUUCGAUGUGUCAAUUGGAGAGAAGGGAGCUGAAAACAUUGUUACUGUACAGGAUGCUGCAGAUCUCAUUCAGAAAGUGCAGGCAGCUUCUGCUUGAUUACAUUUGGUCACAUAGUACACUGAGAACAGAAGAUCCAUUUUGAUUAUUAAUGCUGCUGCAAGUGAAUUCCCAACGGCUUAAUUGGGAUGUGGCAAUUUUAUUUUCAUUUUUUGUUUCCACUUAUAUCCUAUGAGUUAUUUGUUUCUUCUCUUCAAGGGAAAAAAAGGUCUGAUUUACUUUGAGUACUGAUAAAUAAGACAAAACUCAGUAUCUAAUUUAUAAGA
Ricinus communis (castor bean) is the source of this 965-nucleotide messenger RNA. RefSeq names its product acyl carrier protein, chloroplastic. The transcript is spliced from 4 exons. Bases 268 to 738 code for a protein of 156 amino acids. Gene Ontology annotation, molecular function: acyl carrier activity. The record is from RefSeq and is a predicted model, not a curated record. Gene Ontology annotation, biological process: fatty acid biosynthetic process. NCBI's taxonomy places the organism in Eukaryota, Viridiplantae, Streptophyta, Magnoliopsida, Malpighiales, Euphorbiaceae.